GGACAGAAAUUCUUCGAAAAUGGCGCAAAUUUUGAUGCUGCUAUCAGUGAUUCUGCUUUAUGCGAGUGUGGCUCAUGCUGGCUUUCUGGACUGGUUUCGCAGCAGUGCUAACAAAGGUCACCAAAUAUGUAAAGUUGAUUUCGAAGUGAUCGAACCUCAAGGCCUGAAAGUUUGGACACCUCAAAAACCGGAAAUGAAAAUGUUCGGCAUCGAACUGUACAUCAAUCCAACCGGGAAAAAAGAUCAAUGCAAUCUGUGUAAAAACACCACCGAAGUGACGCAUGGCAAAUUCUUUGUUAACGAUGAUAACAUGAUUGUUAAAAAGGGUGACGUUCUAGAAUACAUAGCAAUAACAGAUAACGGCAAGACGGUUCAGCGCCAUAAACGCAAGAAGUUGGUUGUUAGCGAUUAUAUAAUUAAGCGACAGGGUCGCUGUGCUUGCUCAUCGCCUGUCCCAUCAUCGAGUGUUCGUGAUCCAGAACCAAGCGGUGAAAUUGAACUACUUGAACGCAUUAUCGCCAACUUAUCCAACCACUGUGCCGAAGGAGUUGUUUCCAAUUACUUGUUCCUGCAAGUAUCAACUCCUGCCGGACCAUCGAACCUAGUGGAACGUGUAAAAUCAUACCUUUCGACAAACGCAGCCUUAAAACCGUACGCCAGCACCGUUACUACAGCUGAAGACUAUGCGGAUGGAAUUGCGUUCCAGGUGAAGUCGAUUGUGGACAAACUUAAAAUUUUGGAACUAACUAACGCCGAUGGUGAUAUUCUGGACUACGAUGGAUUUACUACUGUCGAUAAAAUAGACGUUCGACUAGGAAAUGAUUGAAAAAUUCUUAUCGGUCAACCUCUUUGUAACAUUUCCUACACUCAAAAUCCGCCUUAC
Sabethes cyaneus is the source of this 883-nucleotide messenger RNA. RefSeq lists its product as uncharacterized. NCBI's taxonomy places the organism in Eukaryota, Metazoa, Arthropoda, Insecta, Diptera, Culicidae. The transcript is spliced from 2 exons. The record is from RefSeq and is a predicted model, not a curated record. The coding region runs from base 20 to 826 and encodes 268 amino acids. Gene Ontology annotation, molecular function: carbohydrate binding.